CGUACGUCCACAGUGACAGUAUCCAAAUCUUCCAAACUUCUUGUGAUCCCACGCCGGGGAUUUGAUUUAUUGGUUAGAAAAAAAACUUGACUGAAACCGGGAAAAGAUGCCUUUCAAGCCGCCAGAGACUGCCAAGUGCCCCAAGUGCCAAAAGUCCGUUUAUGCCGCCGAAGAGAAGGUUGCCGGCGGCCACAAAUGGCACAAGGGCUGCUUCAAAUGCGAGAUGUGCAACAAAAUGCUGGACUCCACCAACUGCGCACCGCAUGAGGACAAACUGUUCUGCAAGAACUGCCACGGUCGCAAAUACGGACCCAAGGGUUACGGGUUCGGUGGUGGCGCCGGCGCACUCAGCAUGGACACGGGUGCUCAAUUCGGCAACACUGACUCUGCCAUGUCGGAUGAGGCACCAACGCCAAAGGCACCAACCACUGUGAAGGUCAUUCCCGCGCCUCCGGGCGAAGGCUGUCCUCGUUGUGGUGGUUUCGUGUACGCCGCCGAGCAGAUGUUGGCGAAAGGAAGGGUAAAUCCCAGAAGAAUCAUGCACAUUUUUAAACUGCAGUCAAACCUCUUAAACAAGAAAUUUGGACCCAAAGGAUACGGGUUCGGAGGUGGCGCUGGUGCUUUGCAGUCAGACGUCGUGAAUGGUGAGCAGCGUGCCGAGUUCGUUCGUCCGAGCAAAAACCUGGAAGCGUCCAUUAAAGCCCCCGCAGGCGAAGGAUGUCCGCGAUGCGGAGGAAUGGUUUACGCAGCCGAGCAAAUGUUGGCUAAAGGUUCGGUAUGGCAUAAGAAAUGCUUCAAUUGCAACUCCUGCCGAAAGCCGCUUGACUCAAUCAACGCUUGCGACGGACCCGAUAAGGAAAUUUACUGCAGAACGUGUUACGGCAAAAAAUUUGGCCCGAAAGGCUACGGUUUUGGCGGAGGCGCUGGUUUCUUGCAAACGGAUGUUAUUCAAAACGAGGAAUCGGUUGACAUGAUGUCAGGUCAGCCAAGGUGGAUUCCACCGGAAGCAAUGAACACUGCAGCAAUCAAAGGUUCUUCCGAGCAAAACUGCCCAAGGUGCGGUGGUGCUGUUUUCGCCGCCGAACAAAUGCUUGCCAAAGGAAGCGUCUGGCACAAGAAGUGUUUCAAUUGCAAAGAAUGCCACCGACCCUUGGACUCGAUCAAUGCUUGCGAUGCCCCGGGCCGAGAAGUUUUUUGCAAGCCCUGCUACGGCAAAAAUUACGGCCCCAAGGGAUUCGGUUACGGAAGUACGCCAACACUCGUGUCUGGUACCGAAGGCGUUUCUGCAGCUCCAAACGAGGAAUCGGUUGACAUGAUGUCAGGUCAACCAAGGUGGAUUCCACCGGAAGCAAUGAACACUGCAGCAAUCAAAGGAUCUUCCGAGCAAAACUGCCCAAGGUGCGGUGGUGCUGUUUUCGCCGCCGAACAAAUGCUUGCCAAAGGAAGCGUCUGGCACAAGAAGUGUUUCAAUUGCAAAGAAUGCCACCGACCCUUGGACUCGAUCAAUGCUUGCGAUGCCCCGGGCCGAGAAGUUUUUUGCAAGCCCUGCUACGGCAAAAAUUACGGCCCCAAGGGAUUCGGUUACGGAAGUACGCCAACACUCGUGUCUGGUACCGAAGGCGUUUCUGCAGCUCCGAUCGAAGGGGGUAACGUAUUUGCCGGUGGACCAAAAGCACCACCCGGCGAAGGCUGUCCCCGUUGCGGAUACGCGGUCUAUUCGGCUGAGAUGAUGAUUUCUCAUGGACGAUCAUGGCAUAAACGGUGUUUCAACUGCGCCGAGUGCCACAAGUCACUGGACUCGACGAAUCUGUGCGAUGGAGCCGACAAAGAAAUCUAUUGCAAGGGUCACUACCAGUCCAAAUUUGGCAUCAAAGGAGUCGGCUAUGGCAUGGGUGCUGGUGUUCUCAGCAUGAAUUAAUAUGACCUAAUCUCUAUUGCGCAAUGUAAUUCUUCAAUCUGGCAUCAAAAUUCUCAUCUCGUUCCUGGCUGUUGCAAGAUAUACGAAACACACUGCUGGCCGCGGCGAUAACUGGUGAAGGAAGACAAGAAAAAAAAGAAAGACUGGAAAAAAUCUCCGGAGAAGAAGAGUUUGUCAAAGGAAAUUUUCCAACUUAUGGAGAAAAGUUGAACGCUUGUUCAAAGAGAAAGUUUGGAACCUUGGCUGCCAUGAAAACAAUUGCGUUUUGAUUUAGAAGGAUGGAAAGAAAAGGGAUACGAAUGCGAAUUUCUUUCGAUUCCGUCGUUCAACGAUCGAACUCAUUAUUUAAGCCCAAGCGAGUGAGAAUGUCUUCGCUUUCUUUUCCGCUUCGAGAAUACAUUACUAUAAUUUGGAAAAAUUUUGCCCAUAUUGUAGCAGAUUAUACAAGAUUGACUGUUCGAUUGCAUUUUUUUUUUUGCUCUUGAAUUUAUAUAGAUGCCUCGAUUCGGCUUUGGAAAAAGAAUUUGUUUCGGAAAAGUCCCACUAAGUGCUCACACAGUCACGUAUACGUCAGCGUUUCUCAUAAUAUCGUGAUCUUAAUUCGUCUUUCGUUCUUUCCAAACACGAGUUUACUUUGCUGUGAGUUUUAUUCUUUUCUACGAUCCGUUUUGAUUUUUUUUCGGUUCAUUUUCUGGGUUUGAGGGAAUGUUUCAUUCCACUAAUCGGUGCUUGAAGAAGAAAAGGGAUUCGCGAGUGAGGAAGAUUUAUUAGCACUUAAUCAAGCUGCUGUUCACGAAAGAGGGAUGGAAUACUGUGUAAGCCGAUAAGAGUCGAUUCACGUAGUCAUUUUGUGUGUUCAACUGCCGUUGCAUUCGUUUCGAAAGAAUGUUGUUUUAUUUGACACCACUCGAAUCGUACGUGGUUCUUGUUAAAUCAACGAUUCGUUGGAUGUGGUUGAUGGGUGGAGAUCGUGUGUGUGGAGCUGCUGCUACAUCUGGUUAUUCUCGGAAAAAUAAAAUCUAACGUUCCGAUUUGAGGUGGAAA
Messenger RNA from Notodromas monacha, 2962 nucleotides. NCBI's taxonomy places the organism in Eukaryota, Metazoa, Arthropoda, Ostracoda, Podocopida, Cyprididae. The record is from the annotation of a GenBank genome assembly.